Molecule: messenger RNA, 387 nt
Organism: Paramecium sonneborni
Lineage: Eukaryota; Ciliophora; Oligohymenophorea; Peniculida; Parameciidae
Source: the annotation of a GenBank genome assembly
AUGGAAUAUUAUACAAAUAUUUAAAAUGAACUUAAAGAAAAGUAUAAUCAACACUAUAAUCUUUAUCAGGUACAAUACUAAUGUUAUAAUCAGAAAUAAUAAUUAGAACGCAAGAUUCUUUGUUACAAAUAAAAUUCAGAAGAUCCUCUAAAAUAUUAAUAAUGCAUUGAGAAUAUAAAUACUAGAAUGAAUAUGAAUUCGACUACACUUAGAAAUAGAUUUAAUUAAAUAGAAAUUGAUGAUAAAGAUUGUCAAACAAAAUGUUAUGAAGAUGUUAAAUGUUUGAAACAAUGUGAAGACUAAUCAAGAAUUAAAGCAUAAUAAUUAUAAGAAUAAUUUUAUAAAUUAAUGCUAUAAGAAAAUCCAGAAUACAAAAAAUUGUAAUGA